AUGUCCAUGUCAACAGCUGCCGAGUUAAACGAUGUUGCAGUGGGACAAUACACACGACCAAAGCCAACCGACAUUCGCAGCCCUUGCCCAUUGUUAAAUGCCCUUGCAAACCACGGGUAUCUUCCCCGCGAUGGCAGGAGCUUUCACCAAGCAGAGCUUUCGGCAGCCCUGAAGAAGGUCGGCCUGUCCCCGACACUUCGCCUAGUCAGCAACCCCGUGUUUCUCGAGCAUCAGACAGCAGCGGGAAGUCAGCAGCAGAGACCGGCCUCUUCAUGGAGCAAGCUGUGGUAUCUCAUGCGGAAUCCGUGGGCAAUCUUCUUCUUCUUUUUCGGCAUGCGCAGGCCGGACAGCAGGACGACAGCGCCGAACCGGUGCUCGAUUUGGAUCAGAUUGGGCUCCCUGGAGUUGCAGAGCAUGACAUAUCCCUUACACGUCGCGAUGUUGCCCAAGGCGAUCAUCUGA
Messenger RNA from Podospora bellae-mahoneyi, 462 nucleotides. RefSeq lists its product as uncharacterized. The coding region runs from base 1 to 462 and encodes 153 amino acids. The transcript has a single exon. Gene Ontology annotation, molecular function: peroxidase activity. Lineage: Eukaryota; Fungi; Ascomycota; Sordariomycetes; Sordariales; Podosporaceae. The record is from RefSeq and is a predicted model, not a curated record.